UACUUUUUUUUUUUUUUUUUUUAAAUAUUCGUUUUCGGUACAGGAUAGAGUCAGUGUUUCUCGAAGGAAUAGGGUAAUCAUCCACCACGCGAAGAGUUUCUACUUCCUGAUGAUGACCACUUUGACGAUGACAUCUUGGGCCACGACAAUGCAGAUUCUUCGCAUCUAUUGGUGAGUCGCAUGCAUUUAUGUUCCUCCGAUCAUUCAAUCAUGUCGUAGGAUGAAAGAUCCGAAUCGACACGAAUGAUUGGUUGUAUACGUAGAUUUUUGUACGAGCACAGUGACCGCGGGUAUUUAUCAUAUCCGUGAAUAGUAACAUUUCUUUCAUUGUAUUUUAUUUAUUAGAUCAGGAUAGAUCUUCUUGCACGUCGCGUUUUUAAGAUAAUAUUUUAAUAUGAUCAGUAUAAAUGAUUAGUUUGAUUAUUUAUAGUUGAAAAUGUUUUAAUCAUUUGUAAAAUAAAGAUUAAGCAACUAUAUGAAUCGAACUAUAUGAAUUUAGUAGUAAAUAAAAAGGAAUAUUCGAAUAAAUGAGAAAUAUUGAAUUGAUUUUAAUUAAAUCUCCCGUAGUGAAGAAGAAUGUGACUUUGUUAUAUAAUGGAUAAAAAUAGUAUAUAGUAGUCGAUUAUACAAUAAAAUGCAUAUUAUUAUUACUGACAUAAUAAACAAUUUUCAGUUUUACUUUUAAUCAUAAUAUGUAAUUAUUUGAUAUAUUUUAAAUUUAUAAUAAAUAUGAUUUGAAUUAAAUUAAAUAAAAAAAUAUUUAAUUUCCUCCGUAAAAAGAAAUGUAUGAAAUAUUAUGUGCAAGAAGAUAUUUCGCGACAGGUAGAUUUCUGAAUCAGAGCAAUAAGUUUUGCACAUUGAUUUUUCAUUUUCGAACAAAUGCUUUGAUGAAGAGAUCGCCUGAGGUUAUUUUUAUUAAUAUUUCAUUUAGAGUCAAUCAUUUUUUAUUAUUAAUUAUUACAAAUAAAUAUCUUUUUUAUUGUAUUUUUAUUAAAAUUAAUGAUUCAAUAAUUCAUUAAAUUUAUUAACUAAAAUAUUUAUUAAAGAAUGAAAUAAAAUAAUAUAAUUUUAGCCCGUUAAAUUCGCACUAACACUUUUUUUUUAGCUCAGGAUUUUCAGGUUUAACCCCUUCCAUGUCUAUUGCCAGGAUCUCACUCACGUGCCCAAGUGCUACUUGGGUGAGAGAGAGGCGAUGGGCAUGAUGAUCUUAGUUUAUAAGCUAAUAAACAUUUUUUAGCGACUGACGAUGCGUUAGUGUAUCGUGCACGACGUAUUUUCCGCAUUAUGUGUGUGUGGUUAGGCUGUGGAAUUGCGUCGUUUCAUUUAUCAUUCCAUAACACAAUAUAACUUGAAAUAUUUAAAAUAUUAAAGAUUAAUAUCAUGAUAACAUUUUCAACAACAAUAUUUUUACGCAAUAUUAUAAUUCUUAUUUUUAAAUUGACUUUCAAAAAUGAUAAUGGUCAAUAGUGAUCCAUUUUUCAUGCUAUUUUAGUAACUUAAUUGCCUUAAAAGAUAUAUCCAGAUUUAUCAAUAAAUAUUCAUAAUUAAAAUUAAGAUAUAUAUACGUGUGUUUAUCGCAUUUCACGCAAUGGUCAUUAGCCAUCGUCAGUUGAUUUCAGGAAAAUGGUACGUAAAGUUAGAGUGUGCAAGUUGUAUGCCAAGCUCGGGUGUCGGAGGCGUCCCGGGACGCUUUCCCUAGUGUAGGCUUUUGCGCCCGAGUAUUAUGCGUGAGAAUCGUAGAAUGAAUGUGUUGGUAUGCCUGUUUUGCCAUUUUUUAAAUAUAGGGUUAGGUAGGAUAGGUAGUAUAUUUCUGGUGUGUCUGUUAAUUAUAAGUAGGUAGGGCCGGGCAGGUUGUCACAGUCUCUGAUCGGGUAGGCGCGUUUUCGCGUGACAACUUGUUUCAGGAAAUAUAAUUUGAAAAAUGGAGGAUGAAGCUGGAAUAUGCGAAUGGAGCAUGCCAUUCGUAUUUGGCUUUAUUCAUCGAUUUUUCGAAUUUCCGCGGUCGCGGUCGCGAGAUAAAUUCGAAACGAACGUUGCGCUCGAGAUUCUGCACGUGUACGAUCGACGAUCGUAAUCGAUAGUUGGUCGUCUACGCGCACUUAGCUUUCGCGGUUUAGUCUUUUUUUUUUCUUUUUUUCUUUGAUUUGCGAUUAGUGAGUCUCGAGCCUAGAUUUAAGUUUCAGCGGGCAUUGCGCCCGAAGGAGGAAGACCGAAGAGGCCUCGACAAAUUGUCGCGAAGAGGGGCUGCAACGAAUGGGUUCUCAUUUUUUGGAUCUGUUUUUUGGGUCCAAAGAAUGGGAAGUCAUUGUUACUAUUUCGUCAUUGUGCUCGUUUUAGUAUAUGUAGUAAUUGUGUUGUGUUGUCUGGCCGAUUGCAUGCAGGCCCAUCAUCCAGAUCCAGUCAUCAUGGGCAUCGCGAUUUUUUAUUAGUGUUGCGUUUUAAAUUUCGCGUUUGCAUUAGUGUUGCGUCAAAUGAGAAAAUCGCGUUUGCAUUAGUGUUGCGUCAAAUGAGAAAAUCGCGUUUGCAUUAGUGUUGCGUCAAAUGAGAAAAUCGCGUUUGCAUUAGUGUUGCGAGUUAUGAUAUAUCGCGAUUUUGUUUGUUUCUUACAAAAUAAUAUUAUAAUUUAUAUUAUCACUUGUUAUUAAUUUUUCCAUUUUUAAUUAUUAGUAGCUUUCUAAUUGUAACAGAAGUAAUGAUUUUUAUUGAAUUUGUUUUAAAAAGUAGCGUAGCGUCCAUAAAUAAUCGCGUUUUUUCAAGUAGUGUUGCGAAUAUUAAAUGCCCAAAUUUCCACUAAGAUUGUGGAAGUGCUUCUGUUCCUGUUCCUGAAUCACCUUAAGUGGCUAAAAAAGCUACAAGGGUGAUUGUACGACGGCAGUCGUUAAGGAGACUGCGCUGGAUUUUUCGCCAUUAGUGUUGCGUUAUUUAAUUUCGAGUGCAUAGAGUAGUGUUGCGUGAAUAAUUGAUUUUCGCGAAUAUUUCAUCUUUUUUUUUUUUUUUUUCGUAAAUUAAAUAUUGCAAAUAUAUUAAAGCACUCAUCGCGUUUGAUUUUUUAAAAAAAAUAUUAGUUUAUUAGUGUUGCGAUACAAAAUGAACAUUCCACUUGCGGUUUUUUGCUCGGGUUCGUAUCGAGUGGAAGAUUUCUUUUUUCAGCCUUAUUACUUUGUUACAGGAAAUAUUAUCAUAGUAUAUUGUAUUUAUUUGAAACGAAGGAGGCAAUGACUCGAGAUUUGCAGAUUUGCAGCCGAUAUUCUCUUCAAUGAAGAUUCUUAAAAUAGUAGUAGCAGUUUCGAAAUCGAAAGGAACUUUCACACAUCUGUUAAGGAGCAGGCAACGUGCGGUUCCUUGGAUUAUACGUGUGGAAAUAGAUGCCUCCCCCUUGGAACGUGCCUCUUCAAAUAUUUAGUUCCAGCUGGAAUUCAUGGUGAAGGGAGGAUGAAGAAUGCCCCGCGUCGGUGGAGACGGGGGUGGCGGGGCGGAGAAGGCAGGAGGAAGUGGAUUCGGAGGAUGGCUUGGGGGUGCAGCAAGAGCCAUGACAGGAGGAAGUGUCGGAGGUGGAUAUGUGGUUCUAGGUGGUACCAGAUACGGUCUCAGACUUUCUCAGGAAAGUCUGCCGCCAUUGAACUCGCGGGAAGAAUCGCAGGAGAGGCGUCGAAAGAGGAGUUCCAGGGAGAGCGACUCUCGCGAGAGACUGACCGAUCGGUGUCCAGAGAAUUCAGCGGGUCUCGAGCUGAGCACGAGCAUCGCGGAUUGCUGUUGCAUCGGUCCACGUUCGCGUCUACCGUUGCCGAGGGUCCCGCCGUCGACGACGAUCGCCGUUUCGUCCUCGCCGUGCGUAACAGGCGGAGGUGGUGUAGGUGGAGUUGGAGGUGGCGGUGGAGGAGUUAGCUGUGGACAGUCUCCUUUUCCUGGGCCUCCCACGUCUUCGAACAGCCGUGUUGCCGGCGUGGAACAGCCGGCGACGCUGACGACGCCAACGACGACGUCGGCGCAACCGACGUUGGUGAACUCUAAUAAUAACCGAGGGAUGCUGCAAAUGUCGGUGGGGAACAGCACUGGCCAACAGCACCAUCAGGCACAAUCGUCUGCGGCUCUAACGGCGGCGGUACCGUCGGUAUCCACCUCCACGUCGUUCAACACGUCCACCGCCGUCCCGACGCUGCAGUCCGUCUCGGUACCGCGACAGCUAGCACAGUGGACCAAGCAUCAGACGCUGAAGCUGCAGGAACCAGCAGUGAUAGCAGUGGACCGAUUGCACAGGUUCCGAUGGAGCGGGGGCGGAGGAGGAAGUAGCAAAAAGUCCUCUUCCGGCCCCCGGAGCGAAAAGGCCGAGCGCCUUCGAGAGCUCACCGAGAAACUCAAAGGACCAGCUCCUGUACCACCACCUAGAAGGCCUUCGCGGACUCAAGCAUCCUCUCCACCCCCGAGUGGAUACCAAUCACCCUCUCAAAAUUGUCCUCAGACAACGAAUCAAGGAUGCGGUCGCUGCGACGGUCGACCUUCCUGUCGAAGUUACACGUACAGCGAGGGAACCGGGCAUGGUUCGGGCAACCAGCAACACUCUCAGCAAUAUCCACUGCAACACAACCAGCCGAAGACGUUCAACCGGAGUGACAGUGUCGGUGACGAGUGUUACAGUGAGUCGAGUAACGAUGCAUACAGGAAGACGUGCACCGACUCGAGGAGAUCGCGGUCGCUCAGGCAAUAUGAUAGGAACAGUGGUGACGUAAGUGACAUAAAAAACGAGCUGAACGCCAGUGCAGACACGGCGAAACACCUGAGACAGUACAGUGAUUCGGUGGUAGAUAGUGGUACGUGUGUGGACGAUUUGUGUGAUAAUCUGAACACCGCCUCCGGCCAAGGCAACGAGGGUGAAGCCAGGGAUGCGAUCACCAGAUUGGAGCCCAGAGGACCUCUGCUUACGUUUCACAGAGCCGGUGCACCGUUCAGGAGUGCUUCCUUCGGCCAGGUGGACUUCAAUCAAGUUAGUCGACAGAAGGCACAGCCGAUAGCCACGUCGAAUCGGGCCGACAGCAAGGAUGUUCGUGCGAGCACGUUGCCACGAAGACGAGGAGACGUCAGCCCGGUGGUCUCGACACCGCAGAACAGCCCCAAUCGUCAAAGCCCAAGGACCUCGACGCCUAGCGUGGACAGUGCUGUCGGCUCGGCGGAAGGGUUGGGCGUACCUCAGACCGGAAACGUCGAGGAGAUCCGGCCGAGGAGCGAUGGUUCCGACAGCCUGGCCACUUCCAGCGCUCUCACCAGCCCGGAACCGCCGGUUCCCGAGAUCAACGAGCCGAGAGUCGAUCUGGUACAGGCUGACGUACCUCCUAUCGAGAUCGUCACGUCUGAACCCGUUUUUCCGCUCGUUGAAAACGCGCCUAUCGAGGAAACCGCGCAGAAAGAAAACAGGCUGGAGCCUCACGAGGUGAUAAUAACACCCCCACCCGAGGAGCCACGGCUGAGUCAAGCAAGCGAGGGUAGCGAAGCGGCGAGUGAGGCACCCUCCGAGACGUCGUCGCCGUCGGGCAAAACGAGAAGGUAUCGAGGGGACACCAGCAAAAGGAGAAAGGGCGUGUACAUAACCCAAUGGCCGGAGUCCUUGGACACCGACAGGAACAAGCUGUCAGCUCAGAGCAGCGAGGAAAGAGACGAGCCACCUGCGACGCCCAGCGACCUCUCUGAUUGCGAGGGCCACACACCUAGAAGGUACAGCAAGAGGCCUCUCCGCGGCCCUUACGGGCAAAUGCUGGAGGCAGAAAUGGCGAAGCCGCGAACCGCCGACAUCUCUCUCGAGGAAGGUCUUCGUCCACGAAGAAAAGUAUCCGCGAAUCUCUCGUACAACACGAACUCGACUAACAGCGGUUCAGAGCCGCCCACGCCCUGCCAUCACAGAACCACUUCCAGCCCGAGCAAACUGGAAGGUCUUCCGGGACCAAGUCCCGAACUCCUCGCGGAAUUGCUUCGAGGAUCCUCCGAGAGGGUGGCUCGUGCACCCGCGCAUCGAAACGAUACGAGAACUCACGUGGUCGUGGAACUAUACGAUACAGAGCGUUCGUACGUGGAAGCACUGCAAAUACUAGUCAAUAAAUACCUUCAACCGUUGAAAAGCUCUGAAAAUGCAGGCUUGGUGGACUCGGCGACGGUGGACGAGAUAUUUUAUCAGAUUCCCGCUAUUCUCAAUCAUCAUGAAGUGUUCCUGGAGGAAUUACGUAAAAGACUGGAUACUUGGGAGCUUAAACAGACGAUUGGCGAUGUUUUCCUCGAUGUGUUCACUAAGCCAGUCGUCCUGGAGACAUAUACUCUUUUCCUUGAUAAUUGGAAGUCCGCGAGGAAGGCGAUAAAAACAACUUGCCAAGCGAAACCGGCUUUCGCGCGAUUCCUCGAGACAAUGGAACGAGAGCACAAAGGGAAACUUGGAUUGGAUCAGUUAUUGAUCAAACCGGUGCAGAAGAUACCCCGUUACGAGUUGCUGAUCCAGAGGCUGUUGAAGCACACCGACACCACGCAUCCUGAUUUCGAGUUGCUACAAGCUGCCCAAAAAGAGGUGCACGAGUUGGUCGUAAAGAUCAAUUGCACGGAAAGGGAGUCUCUCGAGUGGGAGCAACAGCAAACUACGUUGAGGGAGGUUCAGGCGCUCGUCGAAGGACUGGCUGGUAUCGUGACGAAUGACAGAGCAUUCAUUCGUCAAGAUCUGGUCACCAUCGCAUCGAACCAAGGAACCAGAAAGGAACGGGCGCUAUUUUUAUUUUCCGAUUUACUCGUUAUCACCAGCAUCAAGAGGAGGAGCGGAACUAUCAGAAAACCGUCGACCUCCUGCCCGAAUAGUCUGGUUGGCCUACUCGAAGCGAACAAGUACAAAAUGUUAAUGAGAAUACCGUUGGACGACUUAGAAGUUAUGAAAGCCAAAGAUGAAAAUUUGAGGCGAAUGGCCCGCGAAGUAGAUCAUCUGCGCGAAGACUGCGCAACGUUGACCCAACUUCAGGAGCUGGCAUCCACGUUGCACAGUGCGAAGCAACAAUUGGAGGAUCUGAUCAAGGAUAUGCUGGGCCAGGCGCAGCGUCAAUUAGCCGAGAGGAACGCGGCGCAUUCACAGCUGGCUUGUCUGGAAUUAACGCUUAAUACUCAAGCUGGAAUCGAGAACAUUUCCGUGAUGUUCACGAAGCCGGACAAAAGAGCCAGCUGGGAGGAGAGUUUCAACGAAGCUAAACAGAAGUUAGCAUUGUCCGCUGAUAGGAGGCCCUGUCCAGAAUUCGUGGGACCUCUGCCGAUUCGAAAGACUCGGGCUGGCCUGCAGUUCACCUGUGCUGCGCCCACCUUAGCCAAUGGACAGGGCUCGAGAGACGUUUGGGUGUGCAACAGCGACGGCUACGUGGGCCAAGUGUGCGUGUUGAGUCUGACACCGGAACCGCCGCAGGUGACAUCUUGCAAUGGCGUUUGCAACGCGAGGAUCCUGUGCGUCGCUGGAAUUCCAGCGUGCACUCAAAGAUCGAAUUCAUGCGUGACUAACAACAUUUCGUUCGCGAACAGUAAGAGCGGCAUAAGCAUCUCGGUCCAGGAUGUCGAUGCCAGUGGCGGGAACAUACAGUUAGAUAGUAGCUCGAGCUCCGACGACUCGGACUCGGACGACAUUCCAUGUGCAGAUACGGGUAGCCUGAGUUUGAGUGGCGACGUUCCAAGUAUCGAUAAUGUUACAACAGAGGAGGACGUCAAUCAACCAACAAUGUGGCUAGGUACCGAAGAUGGAUGCAUACACGUUUACAAUUGCAACGACAACAUCAGGAUAAAAAAGAACAAAGUGAAAAUACAGCACAACAGCAGCGUACAUUGCAUCAUAUAUUUGGACAAUAAAGUGUUCGUGUCACUCGCCAAUGGAGACAUCACCGUCUAUUCUCGAGAUCAUAUGGGUGGUUGGAACACACCCGAUCCAACGUCGGUAUCGGUGGGUACCGUCGCUUCUCCAGUGACUAAAAUGCUUCCUGUAUCCGGUAAACUUUGGUGCGGAUGCCACAAUUCAGUGAAGAUUCUCAACACCCACACGUUGGAUAUAGAACAUACGUUCGCCGUUAGCAACGAUACAUCUUUGUCCGUUUCCUGCAUGGCGAGUUCCGGUGGAUUAGGAGUGUGGAUCUCUUUGCACAAUAGCGCCGUGCUGCGAUUAUUCCAUUCUGGUAGCUACGAAUGCUUGACAGAUAUCAAUAUAGCACCAGCUGUCACCAAAAUGCUUACCAGUUGCGAUGACAUAAUACGACAGCACAAGGCCGCCUGUCUCAGGGUCACCGCACUUUUGGCUUGCAACGAGUUGCUUUGGAUCGGCACGAGCGCCGGCGUACUAUUGACCGUGCCAAUUCCCCAUAUAAAGCCAUCCACUCAGAGGAUGUCCCAACCACCGAUCGUGACUGGUAUUCCUCAUGGACAUACCGGACACGUGCGUUUCCUCACUUGCGUGGAAACGAUAACCCCGCCAAAACCAGACCCGCGUCCAAAGGUGAACAGAUACUCUCUGAAAUCUAACAAAGCACAACAGAACAAUAUCAAUCGUGGAAAACUGUUGGUAAUAUCCGGUGGAGAUGGUUACGAGGAUUUCAGAGGUCCACAGGCAUCCGCCGAGCUGCAGGCUGGUCGUGAGGAUUCGACCAAUCAUCUGCUGCUUUGGAAAGUGUGAUCUGAUCUGGCACGGCCCUCGGUAAGGGCCGCAUUUUAUUCGCAUCGGCACGACAUGCCGUGGGAUUCAUUGUUGCGUGUGCAAUUCACACGUAGUCGGGUCCGUCAUUGUCCGAUCGUGACUGUUCAGGACGUGUUCGCCCGACGAUUUUUCAGGGAACGCGGGAAGGUUCUCUGGUUGAUUUUGGCCGAAUGGAUUAAAACCAGGAUAAGGGAGGUCCGUUAUUAUUAAGGUGUCAAGAAGCAAACGGUCGUGGAACCAAUCUAGAUAUGUUUCUCUCUGAUCUUUACGUCAAUACCGACAAGUGAUCAGAUCUUUGCCAUAUAAUUUAUUCGACUCUGGAUCGUUCUGCGACAGAACUUGAAAAUCGGUUCGCUGAAAUCGAACUCAAAACCAGACGAAUAUCUCAAGCCCUCGCUUGCUUAGACUAUCGUCAAAACCCGUGAAAGUCUGAUAUGUAUAUCGCUUGAACGUGAUCUGAUCGUUUUGAAUUUCGUAUUUGAUUUCAGAAAAUCGAUUCCACGCAAAUUUGUACUUUUGCACCGGUUUGAAAUAGAAAAAGUUGGCUUCCUCUCGAUGACACCGGCAAUUAAUUCGUCGGCUGAUGAUUCAGUGUGUCGAUACACUUCGAUAUUUUCAAUAAAGAAGAAGAGUAUACGGAUGAAUCGUAUGUGAUCGUAUAUACGCGUAUUGAUUCGCUCGCGUAUCCCUGUUGCGUCAAAUGUAUAAUAUUACACGUUGGAAUUAAACAUUGAAACGAAAUGAAUUAUUACGAUACCUGGAAGAGCGUUGAAUCGAGCUUAUACUACGUGACUAUUGGCCUAAAAAUAUCAUAAAACGUUAGAAGGGAGCUAAUCGAGUUAAAAGUGCCAAAACGAAUUUAUCAUUGUCCAUCGAUCGACGUCUCGCGCUCGACAAGUAGUAGACGCGCAAUAACAUAACACGUUUUAUUAAUUAUUCACCGAUCGUAAGAAAAUGUGUUCCAUGUUUAAUCGCUAAUGGAAUUCCAGUGAAAAUUCUUUUUUUCCUCGCAGCUCAGACUGGACAAAUAUUUAACCUCUGCCGCGAAUCAAUUUAUUUCGGAUUGGAACGUGAUAAUAUUGUUGUUAUUGUUAGUCGAGGAAAUUAGAAUCUAUAUGACCGGAUAAAGGAGAUUAGGAACGAUCGAAUGAAUGUUCAAUUGUUAAAAGGGAGGCGAAAUUGAAAUUUGUAUUCGAUAAAAUUUGUCGUCCUUCCAUAUUUUUUUAUUUGGGCGAAGAACGUUGUUGAAAGUAGAAGAAAAAAAAGAAAAAAAAAGAAAAGAAUUAUUAAAAGCAUAAGAGAGAUUGUACAAAUCGCAAUUCGAAUAAAGAAGAAUUUCUUCAAAGAUAAUCAAUUACUCGAGGAAAAAUUAUUUCGUUCGUUUAUAUAUGUAUUAAAUGGUACAAAAUUCGAGAGGCCAAUUCGCAUAGUUUCCCCUGCAGUACCUUCACGGUACUUCUCCAUACUUUUUGAUAGUUAUUAAGCUAUUUAUACACCUCCCGCGUGUUUUAUUCGCUUCAAUUUACAAUUAGAGUAAUGAUCUGACUUUUUUACGAGUUUGAGCGGUUCGAGGAUGUAUCAAUCAUGCGUAAUUAAACAUACAGCGUAUUUGACAAUAAUUAAUUGAUAUCGAAAUACUUGACAUAGUCUUACGCAAGACCAAGUGUUGCGUUCCACGAUAGAGAUCUUGAUUUUUAUGAUGUUUAAUCGUAUCUUCGAUUUGCGCACUUUCGCCCUUAUUGAUUUUUCGAAAUUGAUUAUUUCCACACGAGAAUUAUUCGCAUGUCGAUCGGUUCCUUGAUAAACUAAGAAAGAAUCGCAAAUUUUUCAAAUUUUGCACUUUUAAUACGAUGAUUCGUUUGAAAAACCGAGGACAUUUUACAACUUCGGAUGUUACUUUUUGAAUGUCGAUUCACGAAUCUUCUUCCAUUCAUUUUACCAACUUUAGAUCUCUCACGGAGCCAAGGUUAGGUGUUUUAGGGUACGUAUACUUUGGGGGAUUAUUACGAAGCUGUUUGUUGAUUGUAAGAGAUAUUGUAAUAAAUUACGAAUUUGUCAUCCUUCGAUCAUGAAAAUUGAAAGAGAAUCGUAUGGAUGUGUUGUUUAAAUAUAUAUGCAAAAAGAAAAAAAAGCAUGAAAAAAAAACAUAAAAAAAAAGUUUGUUGAAAUGUCUCCAAGGUCUGUUGUCGUUUUUUAAUGGAAGAGCCGAGCGAACGAUUCAAAUGCUUCAAGACUGAUUCGAAUUACUUUAAUGAAUUCGAGGCUUGAAGAUUGGAAAUGAAAAAGGCUUUAAACACCAUGAUAAAAUUCCUUUCUCCAUUAAUUAACAAUACUUACACUUAAGACAAAAAUUUUGAAAUCUUUUCGAUAAAUAAGAUUUUUAAUUUCCAUAUAGCCUUUUUUAUAUCCACUCUUCAAUUCUAAUCGUACAAACAUUCAUCACAUCCUCAAACAUCGAUAUUCCGCCGAAAAAGAUUCAAUCAAGAAUUCGACUUCUCUCUCGACGGCUCGAAAAAAAAAAAAGAAACAAAAACGAUCACAAGAUUUGCUCUACGAUCAUCACAGAGAGACAGAGACAUCUUUUCGAUGUGUACAUAAUUAAUGUCGACAUACCUGUACGUGUGAUAAAUCAUUGUUCGCAAGCCUAUUCGAAACAAGGUAAAAUCUGUUGCAAGUGGAAAAUCGUUGACCGCGUACGGGGGCUUAUAUUUUGUUUAUCAGUGUGAUUUCUAUUAUCGUAGAGAGGCGUAUAUACAGUGUUUUCGCGCGUUUGAACUCGUGAAUGAACGGGAAUAAAAUUGAGAAAAGAGAGAUAUAUUUGCCUUCGACCUUGCGUUCGCCUCGCGAGAAUCAGUUUUCUCGUGAGACAAUGUUUGGUGUCAUAUCGUUUCUUAAGUAUCAGUGACACGUGUGCUUGGAUGGGAUGAUGAAUCGUAUGAAAUGAGAAUGGUGGUCGUUUCAUUAGAAGAAAAGAGUGCAUCGAAGGAAUGGACGAUUUUUUGGUGAUAUUAUGCCUGUAUUGAGAGGAAAGGACAAUUGUUUCGUCGUUAACAUAGUCGAGGAAUGAUAUAAAUGAUGAAAUUUCGUUACGAUUUGUGUAUUUUGUGAGUGUGGAAUUGAACAAAGAUAUUAUAGAUCAUUGAGUAAAAUGGGAUACGAGUGAAAUGGAAAAAAAAAAAGAAGUCGAAUUAUUAUUUAUUGUAUAGAUACUUAAGGUAUACGUGAAAGUACGUCAGACGUAUCACCGAUUGAUACUUGUGUACGAAUGAAUCUGUGGUAUAUUUCUAGUGUGCAAUACAACUAAACAUAAAAGGUGUCAUGUAUUCAGCAACGAUCGCGUCCCGUAAGUUAUUGAUUAAUUGUUGUUAAGUGUCUAGAAGCAAGAGAAUACGUAAUUACGUAUGAAAUAUAUUUGUAUUAUAUGUA
This is a messenger RNA of Apis cerana (Asiatic honeybee), 12109 nucleotides long. RefSeq names its product rho guanine nucleotide exchange factor 17. Gene Ontology annotation, molecular function: guanyl-nucleotide exchange factor activity; protein binding. The record is from RefSeq and is a predicted model, not a curated record. Gene Ontology annotation, biological process: actin cytoskeleton organization. NCBI's taxonomy places the organism in Eukaryota, Metazoa, Arthropoda, Insecta, Hymenoptera, Apidae.